Melampsora larici-populina 98AG31 is the source of this 1644-nucleotide messenger RNA. RefSeq lists its product as uncharacterized. The record is from RefSeq and is a predicted model, not a curated record. Gene Ontology annotation, cellular component: extrinsic component of mitochondrial inner membrane. The coding region runs from base 1 to 1524 and encodes 507 amino acids. The transcript is spliced from 4 exons. NCBI's taxonomy places the organism in Eukaryota, Fungi, Basidiomycota, Pucciniomycetes, Pucciniales, Melampsoraceae.
AUGAAUAAAUCCAGGUUGGGUGGCAGACAAGGUUGGUGGUGUGGUGCUGUCAACUUAGACAGAGUAUAUAACAUGCUCAGUAACUCGAUACUUCCAUCAAGGCUUUUGGCUUCAGCUCAUCCAUUUUCAACUUCAUGUCGACAUCGAAAUAUUUUCGGUUUAUCCAACCUUUUCAAACGUACAAGUAAAAAUCAAGGUCGUUCAACAAAUUCUUCUCAGCCAGCACCACUCUUAGCUCCCGAUGAUCUUUUUCAUCCUCUUUCAUCUUCUCCUGUUCCUGCCAUGAGACAGAAGGCAGAAAGAAUUAAAGCUUCAGCUUGGUGUCCGAUUCGACCAGAUCUACAUGUUGCAUACGAUUGCCCUGAGUCAGGCUAUCCUACUCAUUCAAGUCGAGAAGCAUGGGAAUCAGAUCCAGAGAAAGCCAAGUACUGGCCUCGUCUACGGGAAUCAAACGAGGACGAACAUGAUCUGAGAUCGGGAAGGCCUAUGAAUGAAUUUGAUCUUCCAGGUUGUCAACCUUACGAGGAGGCGAUCACCCUCUCAAACUGGGAUUUGUUUCUUUACACCAGAGGAUUUCGUUCAAUUGAUGAAGAUCGAUCAAGACGUCAUAUUUCAAAACUACUCACCUAUCCGAUCAGCAUUGGAGCAGUUUUACACGAGUUCAGUCCUUAUUCAACUCGGAAUAUGAGGUUGACCACCGAAGGUUAUAGGUCAUUGACCGCUUUGCGGCAGUCGUUGCAUCCACCUUUAGGAGUCAACACAGCUCAAGUUUUAGGCCGAACCCUCAAUCCGAUCCGUAUCUUCGUCCUUGGUGCUCGUGCCGAAUCCUCUUUACCUCCAGCUGUAUGGGCACAACUACCAUUCCUGUUUCCUUCUCCCGACGUCUCUUUUCAGAUUUUCUUCAUCGGCCCCGAGGUUCUUCUCCCACAGCAACAGAUCUCACCACCUGGAGUUCAACCUGAACAAACUCCAACAUCUAGAGGAUUUAAGCAAGAGAAAUUCGGUGUCCCCGCUUUCACUCUACCUGUAUCACCUACUCUAACAUUACAUUCACUUCAGGCAGCUUAUAGAGAAGUUCACGACGUUCUGGGUCCCUUUGACCCUUACAAUGAUGUCUUCUUCGCUUUCUCUCCUGGGUUUGGUUUCCCAACCGUUCCAGUCACAUCUGAUGGUCCUACUGCACCAGGAUCUGUGCUAAGGACGGAUACCGUUCAACUCGAGACAAAUUGGCACGAGGAUGUGAAGAUGAUCUUGGAUACCAAGUGUGCCUUGUUCGCAGGUGGUUUCAGUCCAGCUGACGUUGAGAGGGAUGUAGAAGCAAUUGAGAAAGUAGAGGGGAUCAAAGAUCAAUUCGAAUGGUUACUUCAUCCUGGGGAGAAUGUAUUUGCAAGUCAAAGAUGGGAAGUGGCAGAAUUUGAUCCGAGAGUUGCUGUUAAGUCUAAUUAUGCGAUCUGGGGAAUUCGAGGGAAACGCUAUGAUCUGGAUGAAUUUCACGAGCGUGAAAAACUGAGACAACUAACUUGAUAGCUAUAUACAUCAAGUUGAUAUCCUAUUCAUAUCAAACAUUAAAUGGGACAGAUAGAGACAGGUUAUCAUAAUCGUCUAACCAAUUACAAUGAAAAAGAAAAAAACUUCUCAGGCUCU